This is a messenger RNA of Helianthus annuus (common sunflower), 3045 nucleotides long. Its product is annotated as leishmanolysin. Gene Ontology annotation, cellular component: membrane; cytoplasm. Gene Ontology annotation, biological process: proteolysis; cell adhesion. Bases 373 to 2877 code for a protein of 834 amino acids. Lineage: Eukaryota; Viridiplantae; Streptophyta; Magnoliopsida; Asterales; Asteraceae. The record is from RefSeq and is a predicted model, not a curated record. Gene Ontology annotation, molecular function: metalloendopeptidase activity; protein binding. The transcript has 17 exons.
AAAUAAUCAUGUUCAUCUCUCUCAUUUUCCUGUAAUCCCUCUUCCCCAAAUCACCCACUCUGCGAAUCACUCUCUUAUUCCUCUGCAAUAUUUCCAUUUCCAUUAAAUUUCGUCUGAACAAUUGAUUAUUCUGUUUUUUCAAACACAAGAACAAGUCCACUCUGUACAACAACCGCAUUCACCCUUUAUGUAUAUAUUAUCAUCAUCAUCCUGUUUCUAUUUCCACUGAUCAAAUUUUCAUAACAACAACAACAGCUCACACCCACAAACCCAAUUCAUCAUUUUCCACAAUAAUGCCACAAAUUUUGGGUUUUCUCACGGCGGUUUCGCCGAUCUGGGACUGCUUGUAAUGACUUUUUUCCAAUUUAUUUCAUGGAGUUCAAGAUUUGUUUUACAGAUAUUAUUAAUUACAGAUGCAUUGUUUUCUCCAGAAGAAAAUGGUGGACUGAGCUGCUAAUUCUUCAGAUGCUUUUAGUAUUAGUAUUUUUCGACAUCAGUCAAGCGAAAUUUGGGGAUAGUCAGUUACGAUCGCGAAGACUGGAAAACAGUGGUGAAAAUAUUCAGUCGCAUUCGUGCAUUCAUGAUCAAAUAAUUGAACAAAGAAGAAAGAGACCUGGAAACAAGGUGUUUUCGGUUACGCCACAGGUUUAUCAUACUUCUGGUCAUCUUCACCGUAAGGGAAGAGAGUUAUUAGACGCUUCUACGUCUUCUGGUUUUUUAAAGAAUGCAAAGUUACCCAUAAGAAUUUAUUUGAAUUAUGAUGCGGUGGGUCACUCACCCGAUAGGGAUUGUAGGAAUGUUGGAGAUAUAGUUAAGCUAGGUGAGCCUCCGGUUGGUUCUGAUUUGGGUAGGCCUACGUGUAAUCCUCACAACGAUCCUCCGAUUUUUGGUGACUGUUGGUAUAACUGCACGUCGGAUGAUGUAACCGGAGAUGACAAAAGGCAUCGGCUUCAUAAGGCUUUAGGGCAGACAGCUGAAUGGUUUAAACGAGCUUUGGCUGUUGAACGUGUAAGAGGAAACCUAAGGUUAAGUGGUUACUCCGCUUGUGGACAAGAUGGCGGUGUACAACUUCCCCGUGAAUACGUUGAAGAGGGCGUUGCUGAUGCUGAUUUAGUUCUUUUGGUGACAACGAGGCCCACAACAGGCAAUACCUUGGCAUGGGCCGUAGCAUGUGAACGUGAUCAAUGGGGUCGUGCAAUUGCCGGACAUGUGAAUGUGGCGCCACGUCACUUGACAGCGGAAGCAGAAACGUUACUUUCGGCCACCCUUAUACACGAAGUGAUUCAUGUUCUUGGAUUUGACCCGCAUGCCUUCACACAUUUUAGAGACGAGAGAAAAAGACGACGUAGUCAGGUCACUAAAGAAACCAUGGAUGAAAAGCUCGGGAGGGUGGUGACGCGGGUAGUUCUUCCACGUGUUAUCAUGCAUUCACGCAAUCAUUACGGGGCGUUUUCUGAGAAUUUCACCGGUUUAGAAUUAGAAGACGGUGGAGGACGUGGAACAUCAGGAUCUCACUGGGAGAAGAGACUUUUGAUGAAUGAAAUAAUGACGGGUUCGGUUGAUACACGGUCUGUAAUUUCAAAAAUGACACUAGCUUUAUUAGAAGAUAGCGGUUGGUAUGAAGCUAAUUACAGCAUGGCCGACCGUCUUGAUUGGGGCCUAAGUCAAGGGACCGAAUUUGUCACCAACCGUUGUAAUUUAUGGAAAGGUGCAUAUCAUUGCAAUACAACACAGUUUUCAGGGUGUACAUAUAAUCGCGAGGCCGAGGGUUAUUGUCCAAUUGUACAUUAUAGUGGGGACCUUCCUCAGUGGGCCCGUUAUUUUCCGCAGCCUAAUAAAGGUGGACAAUCGACGUUGGCUGAUUAUUGCACCUAUUUUGUAGCGUAUUCUGACGGCUCAUGUGUAGACACGAACAGUGCACGGAUGCCUGACAGAAUGUUAGGGGAAGUUCGUGGAAGUAGCUCGAGGUGUAUGGCCUCUUCGUUAGUACGUAACGGGUUCGUUCGGGGUUCUAUGACCCAAGGAAAUGGUUGUUACCAACAUAGGUGCAUCAACAUGACUUUGGAGGUUGCUGUUGAUGGCAUUUGGAAAGCUUGCCCAGAAGUUGGUGGACCCGUUCAAUUUCCUGGGUUUAACGGUGAGCUGAUUUGCCCGCCGUAUCAUGAACUUUGUGGUGCGAACCCUGUUCUCACGUCCAGUCAGUGCCCCAACUCAUGCAAUUCAAACGGCGAUUGUAUCGAUAGAAAGUGUGUUUGCUUUCUUGGAUUUGACGGCCAUGAUUGUAGCAAACGGUCGUGCCCUAGUAACUGUAACGGACAUGGAAAGUGCCUUAAGAACGGUAUUUGCGAAUGUAAAGACGGGUUCACUGGGAUUGACUGCUCAACUGCGGUUUGUGAUGAACAAUGCAGCCUUCACGGUGGGGUGUGUGAUAACGGGGUGUGUGAAUUUCGCUGCUCUGACUACGCGGGCUACACCUGUCGAAACAGUUCCUUGGUUCUUAACAACCUUUCAAUCUGCAAAGACGUUUUAAUUAAUGACGGUGGCGGGCAACAUUGCGCACCAAGUGAAUCAAGCAUCUUGAGGCAGGUGGAGGAUGUCGUGGUGAUGCCUAAUUAUCACCGCUUGUACCCGAACGGUGCUAGAAAGAUUCUUAACAUGUUUAUCGGCAGAAACUGUGAUAAAGCCGCUAGACGACUUGCAUGUUGGAUAUCGAUACAGAAGUGUGAGAAAGACGGUAACAACAGAUUAAGAGUGUGUCAUUCAGCAUGCCAAGCGUAUAAUCUGGCUUGCGGUGCAUCACUAGAUUGCUCAGACCAAACGCUUUUCAGUGACAGCGGUCUAUGCACGGGUUCCGGUGAGAUGGAAUCAUGGUUUUGAAGCUUCGACAACUGUAAAUUAUAGAACAGCCUUUUUGUCAUCGAGUUCAAGUUUUCGUGGUGUAAUAUUCUUGGUUUAUUGUAAAGGAUAAGCGGCAUACGCUGCUCUUGUAUUCACGGAGACUUUACGCCAUGUAAUUUGUUCAAGAAAAUAACCCGAAAAAGAAAG